Messenger RNA from Colossoma macropomum (tambaqui), 8599 nucleotides. Its product is annotated as dematin-like. Gene Ontology annotation, cellular component: actin cytoskeleton; plasma membrane. NCBI's taxonomy places the organism in Eukaryota, Metazoa, Chordata, Actinopteri, Characiformes, Serrasalmidae. The record is from RefSeq and is a predicted model, not a curated record. The transcript has 18 exons. Gene Ontology annotation, biological process: actin filament bundle assembly; cytoskeleton organization; lamellipodium assembly. The coding region runs from base 237 to 1457 and encodes 406 amino acids. Gene Ontology annotation, molecular function: actin filament binding.
UCUCGGACACGCACGAGCUCACAGCCGAUCCGAGGAGCGGCGCGUGGCGCAGUUUGGGCUGAAAGCGCUGGAUUUUGUGGAGCUUCACCGCGAGACUCUGUUUGAAGCAUACAGGUUUUAGCACAGUAGGACGCUACUUCUAAAAGGCCUUUGAGUCGUCCUUUUCAUCACUGAGAUGAACCUCCUCGCUGACUGAGCGUGACGUCAUCCGGGGAAACCUCGUUUUGUCAUCCCAAAUGAUGAUGCAGAAGCAGAGGCCGGCCCGUACCUCCCCAGGCAGCGUGUGUUCUUUGAGGGGAGGAGCCAUGCCAGGAUCUCCAGCGGUCACUAUAGUGGCCAAAAUGGACAAUCAGGUGAUCGGCUAUAAAGACUUGGCUGCCAUCCCUAAAGACAAGGCCAUUCUGGACAUAGAGCGGCCUGACCUGAUGAUGUACGAGCCACACUUCAGUUACUCAGCACUGGAACACUCAGAGAGGUCCCUCUCUCCGCGCUCUCUCUCUCCUCCUCCGUCUCCUGAGAACGCUGUGCUGAAGGACAGGGAUUGGCUGGAGCAGAAAUCCUCUGGAAGCUCCUCCCCCUCCACACUGCCACUGUGUAGGAGCAGCAGUGUGAGCAAAACUCAGCCCCAGCAGCAACACUUCCACAGACCAGAUAACGGCACCAACAUAUACAAGAAGCCCCCUAUAUAUAAACAAGAUGUAUCGGGUCAUAUCCCCCACAGUAAGCACAUUGAAGAUCUGAUUAUUGAGUCGUCUCGGUUCCCCGGAGCUCAGCCGCCCGACCCCAACCAGCCUUCCAAGAUCGAGACCGAGUACUGGCCCUGCCCUCCAUCACUCGCUGUUAUUGAGACAGAGUGGAAGAAGAAGGCUGCGUCUCAGAAAGCUGAAGGAGAGGAUGACGAGGAUGAGGAUGAGUAUGAUGAAGGAGAUCUGUCGGAUGACAUGUGGAGACUCAGACAGAUGCAGAAACAGGAGCUCAACAAGAUUCAGUCUAAUCUGGGGAAGCUGAUACUGAAGGAGGAGAUGGAGAGAGAGGUUCCAGUUCGGAGGAAAACACGUUCUCUGCCGGACCGGACGUACGGACACCUGGGACCCAAAUCUCCUUCAUUCCCUAACUACAGCCGCAGCGGUCUGACCAGGCUCCAGUCUGCAGAGUUUUCAUCAUCACACAGUGAUAAAGCCUGUCAGAAUUUACAGAAUGGGGAUGCUCAGGGCCGCAGGAUGGACAGAGGAAACUCUCUGCCCACCAUGCUGGAGCACAAGAUUUAUCCCUAUGAGAUGCUGGUCGUGACUCACCGGGGCAGAAGUAAACUCCCACCCGGAGUGGACAGGAUGAGGCUGGAGAGGCACCUGUCGGCGGAGGAGUUUAAGAAUCUGUUCGGAAUGACGAUGGAGGAGUUCGAUCGGCUCUCCCUGUGGAAGAGGAACGACUUGAAGAAGAAGGUCUCGCUCUUCUAGCACUGAGAACACUGAGGGGAAAAAAAUAACUAAUAAAAAAGAAAAAAAAAUCACGUAACUGCACUUCUGCUUGGGACAGCGUGAAGAAGACGACGAGAAACUGACUGGACGAGGGACGUGACGCUUGGUGGACAUUUUGGGGUCCGACUGCAUCCCAGACAUCUCAGCAUGUCAGAACCCUUGAUGUCACGUCUCUGGUCACAGCUACUAAACGAGCAGUCGACUGGAUUUGAAUGCGGGACGCUGACAGAGAUAGCUUGAUGCUUUUGUGUAUGAUAAGUGAGACUAGACUCGGAAAAAGGAUGAAAAAAGCUGAUAUUUUUGGCUCCACCUGCUGAAAACUAGUGUCCAGUCCAGUAGAAGUGUUCCAGCGUCCACACAGGCUACCGGCUCUGAUCACCACUAAACACUGCCACACUCUGAGCUAACUGCCACGAUGAGCUAUAAGCUAAUAAUGAACUUAUUUCUGACUGACCAGACCGUCGGAGCGCUUUGGUGACGGAAGUUUUGAUGAAGCUCGAUUUAAUUUCUGUACAGUUGAUUUAAGAUGCUGUUGUGGGUGGUUUGAUUACUUUCGCUCACUUAAAGCGAUAGUUUGGGGACCCAGUCCACCCCCUCACCCCAAACUGGUGUCUGAAAUUUGCUUCUUUAGCUUUGGACUGGAGCUUUGAGGCUAAUGCAGCUAUCACCCGAUGGAAACUUCUACACCCACCAAUUAGCAUUGUGCUAACUGCAUGCCUAAGUCAUUAUACACUCUCCUCAAACUGGAGCUAUGAGGCUAGCAGCUAGCAAGUAAUGGAAGCUUAUACUCCACCAUUUAGCAUCAUGCUAACUGUAUGCCUGAACCAUCACACACUUGCCUCAAACUGGAGCUACAAGGCUAAUGUAGCGAACCGGUAAUGGAAGCUUAUACCCAACCAUUUAGCAUUGUGCUAACUGCAUGUCUAAAUUUCACACACUUGCUCAAACUGGAGCUACAGUGCUAAUGUAUUUGGCAAGUAAAGGAAGCUUAUACCCCACUAGUUAGCAUUGUGCUAACUGCAUGUCUAAAUUAACACACACUUACUCAGACUGGAGCUGUGAGGCAAAUGUAGCGAACCGGUAAUGGAAGCUUAUACCUCACCAAUUAGCACAUUGCUAACCACACACCUAAAUUAUCACACACCUGCCUAAAACUGGAGCUAUGGGGCUAGUAGCUAGUAAGUAAUGGAAGCUUAUACCCCACCAUUUAGCAUCAUGCUAACUGCAUGCCUAAAUCAUUAUACACUUGCCUCAAACUGGAGCUACAAUGCUAAUGUAUUUGGCAAGUAAUGGAAGCUUGUCUUCCACUAGUUAGCAUUGUGCUAACUGCAUGUCUAAAUUAACACACACUAACUCAGACUGGAGCUGUGAGGCAAAUGUAGCGAACCGGUAAUGGAAGCUUAUACCCCACCAAUUAGCAUUGUGCUAACUGCAUGUCUAAAUACAGUCACAGAUAGGCUCAUGUUUCUAAGUGGUUACUCUACAGCUUGAUGCGAGUGAGGCACGAUGAUAACUGGUGGGGUAAAAGCUUCCAUUACUUGUUAGCUCCAUUAGCCUCGUAGCUCCGGUGCCAAACUAAAGAAGCAAACUUGGCUGAUCGACUGCAUUUGGGGUGACUUGGGUGCGUUUUAUUUUUCACCAAACCUUCACUUUAAUCGUGAAAAAUUCAAUAUGUAAAACUUUCUCUUUCUUUCUUCUCACAUAUUUCACACGUAUCUGUAUGCUUCAAUGCAAAUAUCACUGAUGCAGAAAUCACUGGUAGUUAAUUGCAACAGUUUCUAUAGCAACGAUCCGCAGUUUGAUGUUUUACAGAGGGCUACAUUAGAGAGAGUUCACCCAGUAUUACACUGCCUGUCUGAAGUCUGGGGCUCACCUAGUGUUCUUAUCAAAUAUUAAUUUUCAGUGAAAUAAAAAGAAUUAUGUGCUAUGUGCUAAUGCAUCGUGUAUAGUGAAGGAAAGUGGUCAGAGCACCCCCUGCUGUUUGUGUUCAAAACUUAGGUUAACAAUGAAUUAGAGACGCUCCACAUUACAGUCUGUACAGCAUAACGAAUGAUUGACUGACAGUAAAAGACAGAAAUAGUGUUUACAAACAUUCGCUUACAAGAAAAAGUUGCGUGCAUUUAAUGUACAUUUAAACCACAUGUGAACAACACACCUAACAUAAUUUGAAUAAUAUGUGAACACGUGACACGUCAUGUCCUGAAACGGCACACGUGAUCACACUUUUUCUCACGCGAAAACGCUGUUCGCAUAUUUUUGAGUGUAGCAACACGUGAGCUGUCUAAAAUUCAUGAUUAUUUACAGGUGAAAUUCAUGUUUUUUCUGUAAGCAUUUCCCCAAAAAAGGAGAUGUUUUUUAUGAACUGUUUUACAUAUGAUCCAAUUUUUAAAAACAUGAUCACACUUUUUUCAGAAAAAUGUGUGGUAUCAAAAAACGUGAUUAUUCAAACGUGAGAUUUGUGUGAAUUUUUUCACCCCUCCCCCCAAGUGAUUGUGAUCGCACAGUUUUGUACAUGAUAACGCUUUUUCACUUGAUCAGUUUUUUUAUUUGAUCAGUUUUUUCAUGUGUGAUCAAAAGGUUUUCACACUUUUUUGUAAAAAAAAUUGUGUAUUUUCUAAAAAUCACAUGAUUAUUCAAACGUGAGGUUCAUGUGUGUCUUUGUGAGGGUUUCCCCAAAACAGACUACAAACUCCAUUGUGCUGAUGACAUCAGUCGACAUCACUGAUUGUGUUUGUGCUGCACUUGUGUUGCAAAAUGACUUUUUGAUGGAAUUUCCAGCUCCAUCUUUUUUUAAUCUGUUACGGAGAGACGAAAGGAGCGUCAAAAUACUUUAAACACUACCAGCAGGUGGCGCCGGUCUGCACUCUCCCUCUGCAUGUUUACCUUCAGUGCUCAGCAAUACGCCUUCAUGAAUCUCACGUUUGAAUAAUCACGUGAAUUUUUGAUACUACACAUUUUUCUGAAAAAGGUGUGAAAAAACGUGUGAUCUCAUUUUUAAAAAAUUGGAUCACGUGUAAAACGUUAAAAAGUUCGUAAUAAACGUCUCUGUUUUUGGGGAAACGCUUACAGAACAAAAAGACAUGAAUUUCACCUGUGAAAGAAUUUUUAGACAAGAAAAAUCUUCGUUGUUUUCCUAUGUGGGCUACGUUGCAUUUUACCACGUACCACAAACGACGUGAGAUACAUUUAGACUUUGUAUUAACUGUGAUUUAGUUUAAUCCACUCAGAGGAGCAAAAUGGAGGAAAAAACGUCAAACCAAGUGUUUAAAAACUAACAGUUUUAAAAAAUAAAUUUUAAUUUAACUCUCACAGCCUAAGACAGUGUGAGGAUAUCGAAAGGUUAAGAAAACAUAAUAUUUCCAAGAAAUCACUUGUUCUUUAAAUCAUUCUUAUAAAAAAACAACAAGAGGAUGAAGUGGGCGUGGCCUUAUCUCCAUACCUUCAUCUGUGAUAUAGUUUUCUUGUAAACACACUUUAAUGUGGUCUUUAUAGCGAAACUGACUCAUUUGUAUUAAAAACGACUUGGAAAGCUGGGUGUCCCCAAACUUUUGAUGAGCAGUGCACAUACGACCUGCAUGAGAAAUGUACCGAACCCUUUAACCUUAAAUCAGAUAUAUGAUUGAUAAUUGAUUGUAAAAAUGAUUCUGAUCAAUAUUGAUCACCCCCCCCCAUACCACCCCCCCCCUUUGUUUACCCUCCCUGUUUUGCUGCUACUGCGUUCUAAAGCACUUUCACUGUGUGGUUAUUUCCUCUUUUCUGGAGUGGAUGGAGAGAUUCCUGUUUUAAAGGAUAAAUGAUAAAUGAUAGAUGAAGAUGAUGAAGAGAUUUUUAGGACUUGGCAUGGCCCGGCUCAUGGUUUUGAGUUUCUCGCAGCCCUGAUCCUUGACCCCUGUAGAUAUAUAUAGUUGACCCGCCCCCUGCUGACCCGCUUUCAGUUCAGUCCACAUACAGAGAUCUAAUCUGGAGAGUUUGAAACUGGAUGAAGGAUUUUGUUUUUUUAUAUAUUUCAUAUAGAUUGAAUCUGCUUGUGUUGAUUCAGUGACCAAAUGAUGUGCAGCUACUGUCUCUCUCUCUCUCUCUCUCUCUCUCUCUCUCUCUCUGUUUGUCUACCUACGUUGUGGCAUGACUAUAAACAGAACGACAAUGAAGAAAGACUUUAAAAUGCACAAAACAACACGAGGAUUUAGAAAUAAACAUUCCACACAGAACCUGCUAGAAGUUGCAGCAGUUUGAUUCGGUUAUGAAACUUUAGGAAGUGAUUCGAUUGUCUUGUCAUUAAAUUUGAUUUUGACUCUUUAGAAAUUAAUUCUAGUGUAACAUCGAUUCGAUUUGUUUUCACUUUUUUUGGAAGUGAUUCAGUUGUACCAUUAUUCAUUUUGAUUAUGAUUCAUUAUGAAAUGAUUCAGUUGAACUAUUAGUUUAAUUACAAUUCUUUACAAAAUGAUUCAGUUGAACCAUGACUUUGAUUUGAUUCCAGUUCUUUAGGAAAUGAUUCAGUUGCAACAUGAUUCAAUCUGAUUCCUAUUCUUUAGGGUAUGAUUCAACUAUAGAGUAAUUCAAUUUGAUUAUGAUUCUUUAGAAACUGAUUCAGUUUACUAGGAUUUCAGUUUGAUUACAGUUUUAGGAAAUGAUUCAUUGGGACCACGGCUUCAAAUUGAUUCCAGUACUUUAGUAAAUUAUUAAAUUGCAACAUUUUUCAUUUUGAUUCAGAUUUUUAGGGAUUGAUUCGAUUGUGCCAUGGCUUUAAUUUUAUUCCAAAUCUUUAGGAACUGAUCCUCAAUUUGAUGUUGAUUCUUUAGGAAAUGAGUUCAGUUGUAACAUUUUUCAAUCUGAUUCCGAUUUUCAAGGAUUCAGUUGUACCAUGACUUUAAUUUUAUUUCAAUUCUUUAGCAACUGAUUUAGUUGUACCGUUAUCCAAUUUGAUUUGAUUCUUUAGGAAAUGAGUUCAUUGUGCCAUGACUUCAAUUUGAUUCAGAUUCUUUAGGAAACAAUUCUGUGCAUCAUGAAAUCUCAAAUUUCACUAUGAUUUGAUUCAGAAUUGUUAUUAAACAUACACUGAAUACACAAAUAUAACUGGAGGAACUGUAUAGACUUUGUGCUUUUACAUUUGAAAAUAGCCCAAGAAUGUUAUGUUGGUGAAAAAGAGCAGGUGUUGUACUGAAUUUUGUUCUAAUCAAUUAUAAUCUAUCAUAACUUUCCAAAACUGAUGCAGUUGAAUCAGCACCUUCAGGCUGACCCAUUUCUCCGCUAAUCAUGCAGAAGGAAAACUCACUGACCGCAGCUGUGAUGAUAAUGAACAGUGCUUCUGCAAUCGGAGAGUUUUGGUCAGUGAAAAGCCGUUGAGCUGUUGGACGCCCCCAAGACAAUCCAGCCAAUCAGCUUUGAGGGGUGUUAUAGCGUUGAAGUCAGGACCAAUCAGAGCCUUCCUCUCUGACCUUUAAUAUGUGCAGCCAAAUGCUUUUAAUAUUCAAAUUUAGUCAACAAUAAAUAAUAUUCACUUGAUUCACUCAUCACAAUUUAGCAGAUUGAAAAUGAGAGUUUAUAAAUCAGCAGGUCGUGACGAUUUACUGCCUUUGGAUAAACGUAUAUUUAAAAGACUUUUAUUGUGGAAGUCGUAGCACUGAGCUGCUGUUUGAAUUCAUUAUUUUUUGUGAUGUCACAAGCAUGAACGCAUUAGCAUAUGACCAAAUGUUCCUAAUUCACAGUGAAGUUAUAAAGAGUGUUUCAGCUCAGACUGCGUUGUGAAUGAGGCCAAAUGCAGGCCCAAUCAGAGCAGAGCUCAUUUACAUAUCUUACAUGUCUUAAAGGCACCUGAACGAAAACAGGGAUUAAAAAAGGCUGAAAAAUGGUCAUGUUAACAUAAAUUACGACUAGUACAGAAAAAAACAGAUAAAAAAAAUCAAAAAUGCUGAAUGUGGACCCUUUAAUGAAGUUCCUUAAAGGGUCUCUAUGAAAAACCCCCUUCUGAUGACAAACUUUUGAGAAACUAUGCCUGCUUUGUGGGGGAUUUCUAACAGCCCACCCCCAAAAGCGGCUGUAGUUUUACCACCUUCAGGUUACAUCAUAACAAAGGGGGUUCUCCUCAUCAGGCUGAGUGACCCUUUAAAGGACCACUCCACGGAUUUUUCGAACUAACCUCAGUUUGCUGCAUCUGGUUGAUUAGCACCGGCAAAAAUGUCCAUUUAUUUAGAAAAGAACAGAAGUGCCGACAUGCAAAAGAGCUUUAUAGUGGAUACUAAGGGUGGGCGAUACGGCAAAAACAUGUUUGAUCAUGAUACUUAGUCUAGUUUUUCUGACACAUAAGAAGUUUGGACAGACGAAAAACCUGCAAGUGCCACAUAUAAAAACACUAUUAUAAUAAUAAUACGUGAUAAUAAUAAUAAUUACAAGUGAUUUUUGUUCAAUGUUUUACAAACCGCGCUGCACUAAAUCCACUUAAACAGCCCUCUCUUUGUAAUCAAACAUGUAGUUGGUCAGUGUUAUUUAAGAACUGACGAUAUCAACGACAUAAUUUAUCAGAUAACGAUAAAUAUCAUCAUAUCGCCCACCUUAGUGGAAGCCAACGGGAAGAUUCAGCAUCUGCCCAUUGAAUUCAAUAUAACCGAGUUUGGAGUCAACAGGUUUUCUGAUCUUUUCUGAGUGCAGAAAGACAUAUUUAAGUUAUGGUGAGUGGUGAUUGACUGCACACUACAGACGCAGCAAAUAAAGGUUAGGUUGAAAAUACACUGACGUAUUCCUUUAAUUACUCCAACCAGAAAAAUACAGAACACAUACAGACUAGAGAUGCAGCUCAGUCACUAGUCACUGUAUUAGUGGAGUCACAGCACAGCACCAUCACCACAAAACUCACUCUCUCUUUCUUUAUUUCCUUCUUUCUUUAUUCCUUCUUUUAAUGUGAAGGUGUGCUGAAUGAAAAACAAACAAACAAACAAAAAAAAACUACUAAAUAAACAUACUGAGUUAGUAUGGUGAGUGUCUGUUGUUAAGGUUCAGGUGUGUUUUUGUUUAGUUCUUUUUGUUAUGGUUCUGAGUUUAUUCUCAUUUACUCUUAUCGAUUAAUACGCACUCUGGUGAACAGUUAGUACUUGAAUUUUCUGUUUAAUAAAGUUUUUUGGAGUUUA